Setaria italica (foxtail millet) is the source of this 1654-nucleotide messenger RNA. RefSeq lists its product as uncharacterized. Lineage: Eukaryota; Viridiplantae; Streptophyta; Magnoliopsida; Poales; Poaceae. The coding region runs from base 165 to 1352 and encodes 395 amino acids. The transcript has 2 exons. The record is from RefSeq and is a predicted model, not a curated record.
GGCGAGAUCCCCACCCACCAAGCGCGUCAGUUUCUCUUCCCCACCUCGACCGCGCAGGGCUAGGGCCUAGGGCUUCGUUGCGCCGCCCCCUACGCCGCCCAUCACCAUCUCCCCCGCGCUCGUCGGCUUCGCCCUCGCGUGCCUUUGCUCCGCCGCGCUCUCCCAUGGCCCGUCCCGAGGAUUUGAAGGACGAUCUGGUCCUCGAGAUCAGCCGCCGCCUCCCGUGUCGCCUCGACCGGGCCUCGAUGGCGGCGACCUGCCGGACCUGGGAGGCCGCGCUCACCAGGGAAGCGGCGGCCGCCCUGCUGCGGCAGCUCCCCGUGCUGUUCUUCCCCAAGGCGGAGGGGCCCUCAUUCUCGUGCCUCUCGUGCGGCGGGGCGUUGCACGACCUCGCCCUCCUCCCGUACGGCAUCACCGGGGCCCGCCUCAUCGGCUCGCGCCCGAGCUCGUGGUGGUUCGCCGCCACGGGCUUCCUCAACGGCCAUGUGCUUAGCAACACGGCCACUGGCCAGCAGAUCCAAGUUCCUGAUUCCAUGAGAUUUGGGCGUGGCGACAAGAUCAUCGUCGUCCAAAUCCUCGCUGCUAAUGUCUCUGCAAUCCCCAAUGAUCAGGUACCAGCCGCUCUGUGCUACGGUGCCGCUCUGGUCAAGCGUGGGGCGUUUCCUGACGUCAUGUUCUGGAGGUUACACCAGCAGAUAGGAUUGAGCUCGCGCAGUGUUGCCUUCGACUGGGCAAGGAGGGCUGCUGAUGUUAUACAUCACAAUGGUGUGUUCAAGUUCCUUACACAGGACGAGAGACUUGUCUUUGUUGUCCCGGAGAUUACAGAUGGAGAUUUGGAGCUUCACGCGGAUGUGUGGGCGCCCGCUGUGGAUGUGCCGGGGGUUGAACCGCUUGAGGAACACAUUGGAAUUGACGCCCGCUAUCUGGUGGUCUCACGUGGUGAGCUUCUUAUGCUCAGGAGGUACCGCGUGAUGAAGUGGUGGACAGAGUCGUUUAGGGUGUAUCGUCUCGAGCGGUUGCACUUGGGCCAGAGCCCUGAGGAAGAUCAUUACACAUGGGUCGAAUUAACAGAACUUGGCGGGCGUAUACUCUUUGUGGCUAGAGGCUGCUCCAUUGCUUUUGAGGUUCAAGACUUCGCUGAAUAUCCUGCAGCCGUGGAGGGGGUCUACUUCAAGGGAGAUGUGGACGAGUUUACAGAUGGCUGGUGUGCAAUGGAGACGCUUGGGCGCGCAACAAUGCUGAGUGACUGCGGGAGGUGGUCCUUCCCUAGGAACAACGAUCCCUGUUUCGAAAUCCCAGAUCAGGUGGAUGGUACUUUCGAGCACUCUGCUGCUGCAUGGCUUUUUCUGUGAUGUAACUGGUCAGGUACUGAGCCUGGAGCAAGAGGAGGGUGGCCCGUGGGAUAAUCGGAUUACAGCCUUGCUUACUUACUGAGCUGUAGUGUUUUUGGACCUUCUACUUGUCUUGUUACCUGAAUUCACCUUCGCUGUGUCCCUCACUGAACGGUUGACCCCUUUACGAACAGUUAACCUUUGUCAUCUCUAUGCUCCUUGAGAUGAAUGGUUUAGCUUUCUCUAAAUGAAUGUAUGCGGUGACUGUUGGUCUGUUGCAAUUGUUACCAGGUUUUAUAACUGAUUUCUUGAAUCUUUUGAGC